AUGAAGAAGAUAUACGCCGGUUUGACUCUCAAAGAAGAAGGAUUGGCAUUGACAUUUGAAAUAAUGAAUUUGUGUGAAGAAGCUUUAGUACAAUAUGAUGAGGCACUUGCAUGGUUUGGUAGUUUUGGUGCAACAGAACCUGAAGAUGAUAGUGCCAAUAUUUUAGAUGUUAAAAAAAAACAAUAUCGUGAUCUUAUUAUGCAAAAUACGAUUCCUGAAUUUGAUUUUAGAUGUUAUCUUUUUGCUAGACAAUGUCAAUUGCUAGGCAGACUACAAAGACCAGUUGAUAUAUGUAGAAGGGCCCAAUUAUUUAUUUCUACUUUUGCAAGAGCAAUAAGAGAACAUCAAGCUAAUAUUGGCGAACAAUUUUUGGAAUCGUGGAUUUUUUCUUCUUGUAUGAGUGUUGUCAAUGAGUGUGAAGAAUUGGCACCAUUAACUCCAUUGGAUGAUCUUGCAUUUAAAUCAUUUAAUGCUGCCAAAGGAGAACUUUUAGAUUUGGCUAGGAAACAAUUGGAUAAAUUAGGGCUUCGUCAUGGACAUUUGCCUUCUAUUGUUCCAUUUACAACUUCUUUAGGAGAUGUUACUCCUCCUGCCUCUCCUGAUUCGGAAAACGAGAAAAAAAUAUUCACUAUUACAAAUUAUGAAUUACAAAAAGCUAUUGCUUCAAUUAGUGAUUUUGAUUUAUUAUAUUUGUCUUUGACAAAUAGAGCAUUGAAAGCAUACGAGGGAAGUACAAGGCUUCGUAGUUCAUUACGUUUACAAGCAGAUGUUGCAGCAUUACAAUUUCAUCGAAAAAAUUACGAUAGUGCUGUAAAACUGAUGGAGGAUCUUCCUUGGAGAUAUAAUGAACAAGGUUGGACUCUUGUUGAAAAUACACUUUUGGUGAAUUAUGCUGCUUGUCAAAAGGACUUAAAUCUUGAUCCAAAACUACAAACCAAAUUUCUUCACUUU
Messenger RNA from Entrophospora sp. SA101, 951 nucleotides. Lineage: Eukaryota; Fungi; Glomeromycota; Glomeromycetes; Entrophosporales; Entrophosporaceae. The record is from the annotation of a GenBank genome assembly.